UUUCCAAGCUUUCUCGCCCGACGCCAUGCCGAUGUGGAUCUUCCCAGCUUCCUCUCCUCUCCCUGCUUCCUUACCCUAGCGGCGCAGUCCCAAAAUCGCAACCUAUCAUCGCCUCUGUCAUCAUAUUAUUUUUUCCAUCUUAAGCUCUUUUUGAUCUGUGGUUAUCUCAGCUUCCCCUUAUUACACCGUCCAGUACUAUCUCCUAUCUGUAUCGUCUCGUCCUCUCAUCUACAGCUUCCGCCGGUAACUUAAAUCUCCUUUGAGUUAUCUGUCAUUGUAUGAUAAAGUCAUGGAGUUUGAAGCAGCAACUGAUGUUGAAAAAUUAUUUCAUCAAACCCCUCCGCUCGAGCAAAUAGAUCCAAGGAAAGCGAGGUUCCCCUGCUGCAUCGUGUGGACGCCGCUGCCCCUCGUCUCAUGGUUCCUGCCGUUCAUCGGCCAUAUUGGCAUCGGUCGAGAGGAUGGUGUGAUCCUGGAUUUUGCCGGGCCUCAUUUUGUCAGUGUGGAUCAUUUUAAUUUCGGCUCGGUGGCUCGAUACAUCCAAUUAAGCAGGGAUGAGGACCUUCAUUUGGGGAGGAUGAUUAGAACUACUAAGAAGUGUUCCCUCUCUCCCAAAAACGAAGCCUUGGAAAGCAAUGAGAUGAUCACCUGGGACUCAGCUCUCAGAAACAGCACGCAUGAUUUCCAGCACAGAUCUUACAGCCUUCUCACCUGCAACUGCCACUGCUUCGUCGCCAACUGCCUGAAUCGCCUGUGCUACGCCGGACACAGAAGAUGGAAUGUCGUGAAUCUAGCAGCUCUGAUCUUCUUCAGAGGAAUCUGGGUCGAUAGAAUCGCUGUGCUGAAGUCCUUCCUGCCUCCCGUAUCUGUGCUCGGAUUAGGGUUUCUGUUGGGCGGCACGAAUUUCCUCGCAGUUAUCGGUGGGUUUGGGCUCGCGCUCGUUGGUUGGUUCCUUGUUGGAACAUAUUGUUUCAGGAAUCUUGUGCGGUUGUGAUGUAUGCGGUUAUUAGAUGGAAGUUUUGUAUAUAUACCAUUUAAUUGUUAUGUAUUUGCACAUUUGACAUAUAUACUUCAAUUUUUUACUUAGUAUAUGUAUCCCUCU
Messenger RNA from Phalaenopsis equestris, 1099 nucleotides. Its product is annotated as protein REVERSION-TO-ETHYLENE SENSITIVITY1-like. Gene Ontology annotation, biological process: regulation of ethylene-activated signaling pathway; response to ethylene. Gene Ontology annotation, cellular component: endoplasmic reticulum; Golgi apparatus. Lineage: Eukaryota; Viridiplantae; Streptophyta; Magnoliopsida; Asparagales; Orchidaceae. Bases 290 to 991 code for a protein of 233 amino acids. The transcript is spliced from 4 exons. The record is from RefSeq and is a predicted model, not a curated record.